AUGUCCGCAUCCUCAUCAUCAGCAACCGUCAGAGCGAAGUCUUGGGGCUACGAUUUAGCUUCGCUACCGACCUUAUCCUCAGCCACUACUGAACUGCUUGAAAGCGACCGAACUGAUGCAGAUUCACCAGCAAUUGUUCCUCUUGUUUCUUCGACUUGUGCAUCUCCACUUGCACUACCACUCGAUACUUCGAAGAUAAAGUUACCAGUAUCAAAUUUAUCUGCCCCAACUUCAUCAAAUGCGACUCAUCGAAAAGGACAGACGGGAAUGAACGGUGGUCGCUGGACGGAUCAAGAACAUCAGAGUUUCUUGGCCGGUUUGCGGCUGUACGGUCGUGAAUGGAAAAAAGUGGCGGCUAAAAUUAAGACGCGCACAUCUGCUCAAAUUCGUAGCCAUGCUCAAAAAUACUUUGCCAAGCUUACGCGCGACGAUGAAUUGCGCAAGCCUAGCGCUCUCCCUACGAUAGUGUCUGGGCCUGCGGGAUACUUAAGCGAUGGUGGCUCCUCCGUUGCACAGUAUAGCGGUGACGACGAUGGUGAUGGAGUGGACGCUUCUCUCCCAAAGGCAUGCAGUCUCUCGACUCGGCAGUUGAAAGAAACUGCUAAUAUUUUAAUAGCUCCUAUGGGCUCGGCAGAUAAUGCCUUUGAUAAGCGAUCAGCGGGGAUUACGAAAAAGAGAUUGCGAACAGCGGUGACAGGAUUUGGUGGUCGCAACGGAAUUAGCCCCACCACAGUACACAAGCAUCAGAAAAGAACAACUGAAGCCUCACAAUUGAUAUAUCUUCCUUCGCAGGAAGAGUUACUAGCAAAAGCGUCUCCAAAUCUUCGUCACAGGUUAUCGAGUCUUAUUGAAUCUGAAUUGUGCGCUCUUCAGGUUCUUUCAUGCCACGCUUUGAUACAGCAGCACGAUCAAAUUGCUACUGCAACAAUACCUGGACUCGUCGCAGAACCGUCCUUCGGUCUAUCUUUUCUACCGUCGAACCCAAUCUUAUCUAGUUCAUCGACUUCUCAUUGA
Plasmopara halstedii is the source of this 1014-nucleotide messenger RNA. RefSeq names its product myb-like dna-binding shaqkyf class family protein. Gene Ontology annotation, molecular function: DNA binding. The transcript has a single exon. Lineage: Eukaryota; Oomycota; Peronosporomycetes; Peronosporales; Peronosporaceae. The record is from RefSeq and is a predicted model, not a curated record. The coding region runs from base 1 to 1014 and encodes 337 amino acids.